Molecule: messenger RNA, 1501 nt
Organism: Eurypyga helias (sunbittern)
Lineage: Eukaryota; Metazoa; Chordata; Aves; Eurypygiformes; Eurypygidae
Product: band 4.1-like protein 5
Exons: 16
Cellular component (GO): cytoskeleton
Source: RefSeq, a predicted model, not a curated record
GCCAAAGAUAACAAGGCUGGACUUCAAGAAGAACAAACUCACUCUAGUCGUUGUUGAAGAUGAUGAACAGGGAAAGGAGCAGGAGCACACUUUUGUCUUUAGACUGGAUCAUCCCAAAGCCUGCAAACACUUGUGGAAGUGUGCAGUGGAACAUCAUGCCUUCUUCCGUCUCCGAGGUCCUGUCCAAAAAGGCUCCAGUCGAUCGAGCUUCAUUCGGUUAGGAUCCCGGUUCCGAUACAGUGGGAAAACAGAAUAUCAAACCACCAAGACCAACAAAGCCAGGAGGUCAGCAUCCUUUGAACGCAGGCCCAGCAAGAGAUACUCGAGGCGAACACUGCAAAUGAAAGCACAUGCUGCUAAACUUGAAGAAACAAGUACUGCAAACAAUGCUGUUACCAACCAAACUAAUGGGUCACAAAGCUGGAAUGCAAAGCCAAACCUGCCUGUCCUAACAGCGGUUCCUUCUGCCCCUGUCUUAGUGGAAAUAGAAAACCUCCCAAGGAGCCCCGGAGCCAGCCAGCAAGACAAGAAGUGCGUACCUCUUGUUGAUUUGCUAGACAGCAUGGAGUUGCCAGAAACUUGUGUCGAUGAUGCCGUCAGCCGUCCCGUUGUUGGCUUGGCAACAGGAGAUUCAGAAGAGGCUGUUCCUUGCCCUCAUCCUGGCACAAAGGAACGUGCUGCUGAAAAAGCAGACUCUGACCCGUUUGAAGACACCUUCCUAAAACUGAGGCAGCUGGAGACAGAGCGCAGCAGCCCGGUGCCAACUGAGCGUCCCAACAUAAACAUACACGUACAGGAUGAAGUGGUAAAGUUGACAGAAAAGUGUCUUAACAAUGCAGUUGAGAGCCCAGUCCCCACAGCAGCAUGGCUUCCAGCAGAUAUCAAAAGCAAUAUCCUGAAGGCCCAGGCAGAAGCAGGGCACAAGGUCACAAGAGAAGACAGCCUGACAGGUGUCAAGAAUUCCAAUAUUCAGGAUGCUGCUGCCAGGAACACUCUCCCAUCAGGCAAAACACAGAGUAGUUCCCCAGCAAUCAGUCCGGUAUUUCAAGACCCAAGAGAGCUCCUGAAAGCAAUCCCUGCCUCAAACACCUUUGUUCCGAAUGUGCUAAAUGAGGACCACGCUGCCUCUAACCAUGAGGGCCUGCCGAUUCCAGCUAACCCGGCUCCAGCCGAGGAGGCCGCAGUGGGAAAGAGCACUCCAGAUGACCGGGACGUUUCCUUAACAUCACUGACAGAGAAUCUAAUCGACUUUACAGAAGCCACGCCUCGGGUGUCUUCCCAGCCCACGAUAACACCGAGGUGGAUAGUGCCAACCGGACUGAUUUCCAACGGGCCUUUGGGAAAUGAUGUUGCCUUGGCUAUGAUGCUGAAAGGCAGCAGGGAGACUCUGUUGUCUUCAGCUGGGUUGCCACCGCCGCAGCAGACGUCCGAGGUCCUUGCCAGCCCAGUCGCUGAGGAUGCUGCAGCAAGGAUGAAAUGUUUACUCACCACUGAGCUCUAA